Messenger RNA from Fusarium oxysporum Fo47, 783 nucleotides. RefSeq names its product SDR family NAD(P)-dependent oxidoreductase. The coding region runs from base 1 to 783 and encodes 260 amino acids. Lineage: Eukaryota; Fungi; Ascomycota; Sordariomycetes; Hypocreales; Nectriaceae. The record is from RefSeq and is a predicted model, not a curated record. Gene Ontology annotation, cellular component: membrane. The transcript has a single exon.
AUGGCUGCCGAUGGUCUCGCUUUUCAAUGUGCUAUCAUCACAGGAGGGGGUGGUGGUAUCGGCCGAGCACUCGCCGAGUAUCUGAUUCUUAAAGGCAAGAAAGUACUUCUUGCUGGGCGCACGGAAUCUAACCUUAAGUCUACGACAAAGGAGAUUGGUGCUGCGGGCUACUAUGUUCUAGAUACGGGCAAGAUCUCCGACAUCCCUGAGUUCAUCAUGAAAAUCACUAGUGAACACCCAGAGCUGGACUGUUUGAUCAACAAUGCUGGAGUCCAGCGCCCGAUUGAUGUGCUCAAACACGGCGACUUUUUACAAAAGGCCGACUACGAAAUCGACGUCAAUAUCAGAGGCCCUAUGCACCUUUCCCUCGCCCUUAUUCCUCAUCUCAGAGAAAAGUCCAGCGCCUGCAUCAUCAACAUCUCAAGUGGCCUUGCUUAUGUUCCAUUAUCUGUUAUUAAUCCCGUUUAUAAUGGCACCAAGGCCUGGCUCCACUUUUGGUCUAUGAAUCUGCGAACGCAGCUUAAGAGCACGAACAUUCGUGUCGUUGAGAUUGCACCACCUAUGGUAGCUACGGAUUUGCAUCGCGAGCGAGAGAAUCCUGACGACAAUAAGAAGGAGUAUGCUCCUCAUACUCUAUCACUGGAGGAAUUCAUGCAAGAGAUCACGCCAAAGUUCGAGAGAGGUGACGAUACUAUCGGGGCGGGACUGGCCUCUCAGGCAGUUGACGCGUGGUUCGAAUUGUUUGGAAAGUAUUAUGAUGAGGCGGCAAGUUCCUACAAGUAG